Messenger RNA from Penicillium robsamsonii, 303 nucleotides. RefSeq lists its product as uncharacterized. The transcript has a single exon. The record is from RefSeq and is a predicted model, not a curated record. NCBI's taxonomy places the organism in Eukaryota, Fungi, Ascomycota, Eurotiomycetes, Eurotiales, Aspergillaceae. The coding region runs from base 1 to 303 and encodes 100 amino acids.
AUGGCGGGCCGUCGGCGUUGCGCGAUGCGGGCAGGAGGGACAACACUUACGAAUGGUUCAGUUGUCGCCAGCAACAGCUGGACCACUCGAUCAAAGGGAAAGAAUAUGCCUGUCACAGCAGCAACCUUGACACUUUCUUCCCGACAAUCGCUGAUCAAUGUUACCGGAGACGGCACGGUGGUGGAGCGCAAUUGGGGCAAAGGUGGAAGGGUCUCACGGACUCGGGAACGCGUGGGAAAACAAAAGGGUUGGAACGCUAUCAGCCACCAGGACAAAACCGCAGUACACGGGAAGAAUUGUUGA